Syzygium oleosum is the source of this 2169-nucleotide messenger RNA. RefSeq names its product cytoplasmic tRNA 2-thiolation protein 1-like. Gene Ontology annotation, cellular component: cytosolic tRNA wobble base thiouridylase complex; mitochondrion. The record is from RefSeq and is a predicted model, not a curated record. NCBI's taxonomy places the organism in Eukaryota, Viridiplantae, Streptophyta, Magnoliopsida, Myrtales, Myrtaceae. Gene Ontology annotation, biological process: tRNA wobble position uridine thiolation. Gene Ontology annotation, molecular function: tRNA binding. The transcript is spliced from 9 exons. The coding region runs from base 774 to 1331 and encodes 185 amino acids.
GUCUCUCUCCUCUCAUCUCUCACACUCUCGCGCCCCAACCCCUCUCUCUCCUCCCGGCUCAGAACUUGGCGCUCCCUCCGACUCUUCCGACGCCGGCGCCUCCGCCUCCGCCUCCGCCGACGCCGAUGCCGACGCAGACGCCGACGCUCCUCUACGCGCUCGCGCUCCCAACUUCUCUCUUCUCACAGACGUGCCGCCUCCGACGCCGACGCCUUCUGCACUCUGAGAACUCGCGCUCCCUCCGACACCGCCUUCGACGCCCACGCCGACGCCUCCGCCGACGCCUCUGCCCCCAACCCUUGCCGACGCCUCCGCGUCGGCCAUGCCCUAGCCCUAGCCUCUGCCUCGACGCUCUGCGUCCGCAAGCCCCGAAGAAGCGACGGUGGAAGGCGAAGCCGUAGCCAAAGGAGGAGCUCCACCACCACCAGCCGCAGCCGGCGGCGGCGGCCAAGUCUUCGUCGUCGUCGUCGGCGGUGGCCAGGGAGAAGAGAUCGCAGCAGCAGCACGCGGUCGACGAGAAGUACGCCCGGCGGAAGUCCCUCGUCCCCGUCCUCUAUGACUGGCUGGCCAACCACAACCUCCUCUGGCGUUCUCUCUCUUGCCGGUACUUCAAAGGCCUCCUAUUUCUCUGUUCGCUAUUUUGCACAAGCUUAACUUCUCUUUAUAUCAAUAUUAGUUGGUGAAUGUAGGUGGAGUCGCACAAGCUUCUUUGGGAUGAGUUUGCAAUAGCUGGUGCUGUGCGUGAGUUUGGUGGGCUGGAAGUUAUUUUGGACAUGAUCCAGGCUCUUGACCGAGGCGCUGCGCUGCUGAAAGUAGACAAGCUUGCUACUGGACAUAAUGCCGAUGAUAUUGCUGAAACAGUUCUUUUAAAUAUUUUGCGGGGUGACAUUGCCCGAUUGAGUAGGUGUACUGCAAUUACAACUGGUGAAGACGGACCAAUUCCUAGGUGUAAACCUUUUAAGUACACGUACGAGAAAGAGAUCGUCAUGUAUGCAUAUUUCAAGAGGCUGGAUUAUUUCUCAACUGAAUGCAUCUAUUCUCCUAAUGCAUAUCGGGGUUUUGCUCGUGAGUUUAUUAAGGACUUGGAAAGAAUAAGACCUAGAGCCAUACUCGACAUUAUAAAAUCAGGUGAAAAUUUCAGAAUAUCUGCUUCGACAAAAAUGCCAGAGCAGGGGACGUGUGAAUGCUGUGGUUACAUUUCAAGCCAGAAAUGGUGUAAAGCCUGUGUUUUGCUGGAAGGACUGAACAGGGGGUUGCCAAAACUAGGAAUAGGGCGGACUCGAGUCUCAUAUAUCCCAAAAGCAGAUGCUAAGUUUCGUCUUUACUACUGAUUGAUGGUAAAUCUUCCAGAUGCUCCAAAUAGAGCAAAAAUUUUGAAAGUCAUACUGGCAAAGGAAGACUUCUGCAGAUGUCGACUUGGACGGAAUUGCAAGCAUGACAGAUGGUAACUCAGGAAGUGACCUAAAGAAUUUAUGUGUAAUCGAAGCGCACAGGCCAAUUAAAGAGAUAUUGCAAAAGGAGAAAAAGUUCCACAUCUUCUCAUAAUUUGAUAUGGCUACUUUACUCGUACUUUGAUUAUGGCUGAUAAUAUGUGCAACUCAUGGCAGGAACGCGCUGCAGCUCUAGCAGAAGGCAAACCUGCUCCAGCUUUGAGAGGGAGUGCUGAUAUACGGUCUCUCAAUAUGGAAGAUUUCAAAUAUGCACAUGAACGGGUAUGUGCGAGCGUAUCAUCCGAGUCUAUUAACAUGACCGAGCUUCUGCAGUGGAAUGAACUCUACGGUGAAGGCGGUUCAAGAAGAAAGAAGGCACUCAGCUAUUUCAUGUGAAGUAUCAUUGUUCACUAAUUCACAAUUACAAUUUUUGACCCGCUGCUCGUCCUCCGAAAAGCUACUGCAUAAUUAAUCCAUUUUGUUUUUGUAACCUGGGAAGCCCCUUGUUUUAGUUUCUCCUUGUAAUGUUUUCUUGCCAAGUUUUAUUUUUUUUUCCAUUUUUCUUGGAUUGUUGGUAUAAAAGAGAGAGAGAGAGGAAAGCCUUCAAUGGCUUUUAAUUUGGCUCCGCAUCAUAUCUGUCCUCUUUUGCUUUCUAUUAUGCUAUUACGAUUUACUGAUUCUCAUAUAAUUUGAACUUUUGUUCAUCUCUUUUAGGUGAAGUCCUUACUGUCACUAUGUU